Messenger RNA from Eurytemora carolleeae, 1490 nucleotides. RefSeq names its product MAR-binding filament-like protein 1. The coding region runs from base 321 to 1298 and encodes 325 amino acids. The record is from RefSeq and is a predicted model, not a curated record. The transcript is spliced from 3 exons. NCBI's taxonomy places the organism in Eukaryota, Metazoa, Arthropoda, Copepoda, Calanoida, Temoridae.
UGAAAAUUUCUUGUUAAGUAUAUCAGUAAUAUAAGCUGUUACAGGUUGCACUUUACAAUCUUCUAAGAUGUAAGUUUCCUUUCAUAUUGUGAUGAUAAAUCUUAUUUCGGUUGGAUCUUUCAAUUUGUUGUUAUCUAAUUUUUAAUAGUUAAUAUUUUUCAGUUGUGUUCUAUUCUGCAAUAGUUCAAUAAAAUCUUUGUGCAUAAAUAAUAUUAUAUGUUUCAGAUAAAUAUUGAUUUAUCUGACUUAAAUACAGUUUAGAGAACCUUCAGGACUGUUCUAGAAUAUUCCUGGUACCCCUGACAACCUGAACAGUGGACAUGAGUUCCUCAAGCCUGAAAAUAUUCUCUGACGCUCUAGAAGAAGCCACUAAACUAGAGAAUCGUGGAACUAAGAGGAAAUUCGACAGUGGAGGAAUUCAGCGUACUGAGGAGCAAUUGGAUCAAAUAUAUGAGGAGAUGGGAAAUAUAAGGAUUCAGUUUCAAGAUAUGAAGAAGCAAAUGGAAGAUGUCAAGGGUCAGGGGGAAGAUACCAAGAUUCAGUUGGAGAAUACCAAGACUGAAUUGAACGAGACAAAGAUUAAGUUGGAAGGUACCAAGAUUCAGCUAAAAGAAUCCAAGAUUCAGUUGGAUGAGACCAAGAUUCAGCUGGAAGAAUCCAAGAUUCAGUUGGAUGAGACCAAGAUUCAGCUGGAAGAAUCCAAGAUUAAGAUAGAAGAGACAAAGUCUCAGCUGAAUGAGUCCAAGAUUCAAUUGGAAGAUACCAAGAUUCAGUUGGAGAAUACCAAGACUGAAUUAAACAAGACCAAGAUUAAGUUUGAAGAUACCAAGAUUCAGCUGGAAGAGUCCGAGAUUCAGUCGGAAGAGACCAAUAUUAAGUUGGAAGAGUCCAAGAUUAAGAUAGAAGAGACCAAGUCUCAACUGGAUGAGUCCAAGAUUCAAUUGGAAGAUACCAAGAUUCAGCUGGAAUAUUCUAAGACUAAAACUUCCAAACUUGAGAAGAAAUUAGCGGAUAUAUAUGAGUAUAAUACCAAAGGCCCAUGCAAAAACUGCAAUGGGUCAACCUUCUGCCUGGAUGGUCAAGUUGUUCGUAAUACACCAGGGAAAGGAACCAAGAUCAGAGCACUAAAGGAUACUACAUACAAAGAUUGCUUGGGUACUCAAUACCGGGUUCCUGCUAAUGAUACUGGAGUAGUAUAUAGUGUAUAUCCAACAUACAAACCCAUCAUCAAGUGGAACACAUCAGGAUAUAACUAUGGUUUCAAUGGAUUCAGUGGAUGUGUUUACAACUGUAAAUAAAUAACUGUAAGCAGCUGAAGCUUAACCCAGAAUGCUAACUAUCCACAUUCAAAUAUACUGCAUCUGAUCUCCGACUUGGUAAUAAUGUUAAUAAUGUCAUUAUGGGAUCUAUUGUCAUAAGAAUUAUAUGUACUUUUUAUGGUAAAAGUAAUUAGUGUGGUUUUUUAUUGCAUUUUGGUGGAAUUUGAGCUC